Molecule: messenger RNA, 1110 nt
Organism: Anthostomella pinea
Lineage: Eukaryota; Fungi; Ascomycota; Sordariomycetes; Xylariales; Xylariaceae
Source: the annotation of a GenBank genome assembly
AUGGCCGCAGUUGCAACUCCCACCGUUCACCAGGAGAACUCUGGGAUACCUACGUAUCAUCAGGUCCCGGAGACGAAGUAUGAACUGGACUGGGCAGACCUAGUGACAUUGGAUCUCUCCCAGUUUGACCAACCUGGCGGGAAGCAGAAACUUGCGACCCAGCUCUUUGAAGCCAUCCAGAAGAUUGGAUUCUUCUACAUCACCAACUUCGGGUUGACCCAAGAGCAGGUAGACCAGCAAUUCGCGAUCGGGAAGGAGGUCUUCAAGCUGCCGACCGAUGAGAAGCUCAAGUUCCGAGCGGAUCUCGAGAACGGAGGAUACAACGGGUACAAGCCGCUGGGUAUCCGUGAGGUACGACCGGGCAUCUACGACAACACCGAGAUCUACAACAUUCCCAAAUUCAUCCCAGCACUCGAGCGCCCACACCCAGAGAUCAUCAAUCAGAACCGCGACGACAUAGAAAGCUUCGCGCGGCACAUCAACGACCAUGUCGUCGGCAAGCUGCUGGUCCUGUUCGCCAUCGUGCUCGAAUUGCCAGAGGACUUCUUCCUCCAGAGGCAUCGCUACGAGGAGAAGAGCGACUGCCACUUGCGGUACAUGAAGUACCACGCGAGGACCGCCGAGCAGAACCAGAUCCUGGAGAACGUCUGGGUGAAGGGCCACACGGACUUCGGCAGCCUGACUCUGCUGUUUCGCCAGCCGGUCGCCGCGCUGCAGGUGCGUACGCCGGACGAGGAGUGGAAAUGGGUGAAGCCGUACCCCGAGAGUAUCACCGUGAAUCUGGCAGACUCGCUCGAGUUCCUGACCAACGGGUUCCUGAAGAGCAGCAUCCAUCGCGUUGUGGCGCCGCCCCCUGAUCAGGCGGACAUAGAUCGGCUGGGCGUGCUGUACUUUGCCAGGCCGGAGGACAGUUUAGAAUUGAGGCCCGUGGUGAGCAAGGUCCUCGAGCGCCUGGGGUACAGCACCAUUACGGAUGACAGCGCUGUCGGGAUCACGGCGGGGGAGUGGGUGAAGGCGCGUGUGGCGAAGGGCGUGGGCAAGGAUAAGGCGCGGAGUGAUGUUUCUGAGCAGAAGAUCAUCGGAGGCAAGUCGGCCAAGUACUACGAUUAG